This is a messenger RNA of Saccoglossus kowalevskii, 801 nucleotides long. RefSeq names its product carbohydrate sulfotransferase 11-like. NCBI's taxonomy places the organism in Eukaryota, Metazoa, Hemichordata, Enteropneusta, Harrimaniidae. Gene Ontology annotation, cellular component: membrane. Gene Ontology annotation, biological process: carbohydrate biosynthetic process. The record is from RefSeq and is a predicted model, not a curated record. Gene Ontology annotation, molecular function: sulfotransferase activity.
AUGGACGAAAUUCAGCGAAAUCGCAAAGAGCUCAUCCAGCGAGUAUGCGCUGAUUUAAAGCCAGGUGCCACCGAUUACCACAUAUCACAUACAAGUCCUCAAUUGGUAUACAACGACGAAUAUCAAUUUGCAUACUGCCGCAUUCCUAAAGCUGGUACUACAAAUUGGAGACGAAUUUUGCUAGUUUUGAAAGGGGCUGUUGACAAUCUUAAAGAUGUUCACCACGUCAAUGUCGGCCGAAAUGCAUAUCCACGUAUUUCGCUAGCGGACAUCGAUAAAAGACGUUGCAUUUCGUUUUUAUUUGUACGUCAUCCGUUUCAAAGAUUGUUAUCUGCAUACAGGAGUAAAUUGGAAAACCCUGACAGGCAUGCAAUGGAGAAAAGAAUAGGAGUAGAAAUACUCUCCAAAUUUCGUGAAAAUGCGUCAACGCCAAUCAUAAAUAGUGGGAAAAGUGUCACAUUUUACGAAUUUGUUCAAUUUGUGUUGAGUUCUAAAAAGACGUCUGGCUUCAAUGAGCAUUGGGACUAUCAGCAUAAACUGUGUUCAGUAUGUGAACAUUCUUAUGAUUUUAUUGGCCAUGUUGAAAAUAUUGUCGAAGAAUCAAACUAUCUACUUCAUUCCAUUGGUGUUACUAAUGUCAAUUUCCCGGAAUAUAGUUAUCACGCUACUAAUAGUUCUGACGAAAAUGUGUAUUUUAAGUAUUUUUCACAAAUCCCAACAGAGGAUAUAAUUAAACUUUAUGAAUUAUAUAAAAUGGACUUUAAACUCUUUGGGUAUGCCUUUCCUAAAGAACUUAUUUGA